This is a messenger RNA of Panicum hallii, 2526 nucleotides long. Its product is annotated as wall-associated receptor kinase 3-like. Lineage: Eukaryota; Viridiplantae; Streptophyta; Magnoliopsida; Poales; Poaceae. Gene Ontology annotation, biological process: cell surface receptor signaling pathway; protein phosphorylation. Gene Ontology annotation, molecular function: protein serine/threonine kinase activity; calcium ion binding; polysaccharide binding. The record is from RefSeq and is a predicted model, not a curated record. The coding region runs from base 1 to 2373 and encodes 790 amino acids. The transcript has 4 exons. Gene Ontology annotation, cellular component: plasma membrane.
AUGAUAAGCACGCGAUCGGUGCUAUUCGCGGUUGCUGUUGCGGCAGCGGUGCUGCCGCCGCCGCCGCCAGUGUCGGGGGCGGGGGCGGCCACCGACGACGAUGUAGCGUCGUUGCCCGGCUGCACCAGCCGGUGCGGCAACAUCAGCAUCCCGCACCCGUUCGGCGUGGAGCCCGGCUGCUUCCUCCCCGGCCUGAACGUCACCUGCAGGAACAGCACGUCCGGCGUGCCCGAGCUCUUCCUCGGCGACGGCACCGUGCAGGCGCUCGAGAUCUCCAUCCCCAACGCCACGGUGCGCAUCAACGCCACCUUCGCCUACUUCCCCGGCAGUAAUGGCACCUACGACCCCAGAAUCGGGCCCAACAACAUAACAAAUGGCACAUGGAGCGGCGCUCUCGGGGAACCCUACACUCUAGGGUGGUGGAGUAACAAGCUGUUUGUGCGCGGGUGCAACGUCCAGGUCGUCGUCGUCGGGGAUCGCGGCCGGGCCCUGAGCAGCUGCGCCGCGUUGUGCGACUGGGACGACGACGACAGCAGCUGGUUUACUCCCGUGACCCCGGACUGCUCCGGCGUCGGAUGCUGCCAGGCGAAUAUCAUGGAGGAGCGCAGCAGCUACGAGUUCAAGGUACUCCGGAUGAACGGGAUGCCGGGCCCCACCUCCGACGCCAUUGUCUGGAUAGUGGAUUCGGAGUUCAUCAGCUCCCAUCCCAAUUUCCACGAAGGGUUUCAUUUGGGGCGGCACCCUGCGGUGCUCGACUGGAGGAUCAACCACACGACGUGCUACGGCAACGCGUCCUCGGCAGCGUGCCACAGCAGCCACAGCCUUUGCCGGAAUUCCACUGGUGGCCUUCAGGCUCACCUCUGCGACUGCGCUCAGGGCUACGAAGGCAACCCUUACAUUACCAACGGAUGCAAAGAUAUCAACGAAUGCGACGAUCUAGAGACGUACCCGUGUUAUGGCGUCUGCAGCAACACGGAAGGGGGACACCAGUGCCAGUGCCUUCCUGGCUUCGAGGGCAACGCCUCUGUACCAACUGGAUGCAAAGACAUUGACGAGUGUGCACAUCCCGAUCGACACUCAUGCUACGGACUUUGCAUAAAUAUGCCUGGAAAUUUCCACUGCCGAUGUAAGGAUGGAACCUAUGGUGAUCCCUUCACAAAAGGGGGCUGCAGCUCCCCCACAGGUUGGAAAAUCGGGCUAGGAGUUGGCGGUGGCGCAACUUUUUUACUUUUGGCGCUUGGUGCACCCUUCAUAACACGUAAAAUCAAGCUGCAUAAGGCUAAAAGGAAGAAAGAAAGAUUUUUCAAGCAAAAUCAUGGGCUGCUACUCCAACAAUUGGUAUCACGUAAGUCGGAUAUUGGUGGAAGGAUGAUCAUUACCUUGCGGGAUCUAGAGAAGGCAACAAACAAAUUCGAUUCAUCUCACAAAAUUGGUGGUGGAGGGCACGGUGUUGUGUAUAAAGGACUUCUAGACCUACAAGUUGUUGCCAUCAAGAAAUCAAAAAUUAUAGUACAAAAAGAAAUUGAUGACUUCAUAAAUGAGGUUGCAAUUCUUUCCCAAAUCAACCAUAGGAAUAUUGUCAAGCUCCUUGGGUGUUGUCUUGAGACUGAAGUCCCACUGUUGGUUUAUGAGUUUAUAUCGAAUGGAACUCUUGAUCAUCAUCUUCAUGUUGAAGGCACCAUAUCACUCUCUUGGGAUGACCGACUGAGGAUUGCUCUCGAAAUUUCCAAAGCUCUAGCCUAUCUACAUUCAGCUGCUUCAACACCAAUACUUCAUAGAGACAUCAAGUCAUCUAACAUACUUCUUGAUGACAAUUUAACAGCAAAAGUAUCUGACUUUGGAGCUUCAAAGUACAUCCAGAUUGAUCAGACUGGAGUGACUACAGCCGUCCAAGGAACCAUUGGCUACUUAGAUCCCAUGUAUUAUUAUACAUCUCGACUAACGGACAAGAGCGAUGUUUUUAGCUUUGGUGUUCUUCUUAUAGAACUGCUUACUAAAAAGAAACCAUUUGUCUACCGGUCUGAUGAUGGUGAAGGUCUUGUUUCACAUUUUGCAUCACUACUCACUCAAGGUACCUUGGUUGACAUAAUAGAUCCUCAAAUCAUAGAAGAGGAGGGUGAAGCAGUCGAUGAAGUUGCCGCUCUAGCGGUGAAGUGUACAAAACUGAAUGGAGAAGAUCGUCCCACAAUGAGGGAAGUUGAGAUGACACUAGAAAACUUGAGAGGCACAAAGAAGCAGAUUCAUCAUAAUAUGACUUCAAGGAAGAAAUACGAGAAGGAUCAUUACAUGUCAUCUAGAGAACUCACUCUAGACACAAGCAGACAGCACACCAUGGAAGAGGAAAUAUUAUUGUCGGCAAGGUAUCCUCGAUGAGAUACCGAUGUGGCCUGAACAAAAAUGUUGCCUUCUAUAUCCAUUUAAUUCCCAAAUGCAUUGUUGCUCUUGUUCUCUUUUGACUGCCUUGGAAGUGUUUUACUCUUAGACAUCCGCAUGGAAAUUGUAAUAAGCUGCAAGUACGAGUGCGUC